This is a messenger RNA of Strongylocentrotus purpuratus (purple sea urchin), 730 nucleotides long. RefSeq names its product phospholipase A2, membrane associated-like. Gene Ontology annotation, molecular function: calcium ion binding; phospholipid binding. The transcript has 5 exons. Gene Ontology annotation, biological process: lipid catabolic process; arachidonate secretion; phospholipid metabolic process. NCBI's taxonomy places the organism in Eukaryota, Metazoa, Echinodermata, Echinoidea, Camarodonta, Strongylocentrotidae. The coding region runs from base 224 to 730 and encodes 168 amino acids. The record is from RefSeq and is a predicted model, not a curated record.
UUCCAUAACACACGGUAACUGCGGUUUGCGGUGUUGCCAUUGACGUGUUGAGUUGAAAAUGGCGUCGCAAAUGAACUAGUUACUGUAGUCAAAAUGGCGACUCGGUAAAACGGUAUCGUUUCAGAUUAAGUGUGUAGGCCUACUCAAUUCGCGUGAACGAGAUACUUCCUCAUUUCAUAGCUGAAUUUAGAUAUUCACAAAGUUAUCGUAAGCAGAUAGAAAGAUGGAUGAGACAAGAGCUCUUCUAAGUAUCAUCUUGCUCUUGGCAGUAUCACUGUCAUUAGUUUCGGGUGAUGUUCUGAGCAUGGGAACGAUGAUUGAUUGGGAAGAUGAAAGCACACACUCCAUCUUUGAUGUCAUGACUAGAUUCAAUCUUUAUGGUUGUUAUUGUGGAUUCGGUGGACAAGGUGUCCCUGUUGACAAGAUUGACUGUUGUUGUCGGGACCAUGAUGAAUGCUAUGAUAACCUAGCAAAAGAUGGAACAUGUAUGAGUGGAGAUACAGGAGUGGGCAAGGUCUACAAAUACACCAAGGUUAACAACGAUGGCAAACACACUGUCCAGUGUAAGCCCAGUUCAGACACGUGUGCAGAGAAGAUAUGUGCAUGUGACAAGGCCUUAGCGGAGUGCUUCUCUACAAAUGAACCAUAUUAUAACAGCGCCAACAGGAACUACAAUCGAGGUAGAUUGUGCGGUAAACAAAUGGCAAAAUCCUGUCCAAAUUUCAACUAG